UUGCGUUAAAUCUCGUUUAACAAGAGGCAACAUUCUGUCACCUUGGUGCGAAGAUAACGGGGUUGAGGAGGAUUUUUUUUAGUCUCGGAGAGCUGCAAAAGAAACGGCGGUGACCACGAGAGAGAGAGAGAGAGAGAGACAAAAAUACCCCAAAAUGUUGCUGGAGCGUCUUCCUGGAAUGGACUCUGUGCAUCUUUCCCCGCCCGGUCUAAUUUCUGAGCAAGUCUGCGCGUCCAAACUAAGCUGCGAAUUGUGAUCCAGUAGCGAAAGCCUUCAAUGAAAGGAUUUUCCCAUGUUUGCCAAUAUGGCCAAGGACAUUUCUCCAGCCUGGACUAGAGGGCCACAGUCAUCUACUGCUGGAAUAUUACACUCCGACACAGAGGAUACCGGGAUAACGGAGAAUACGGCAUUGUCAGGCGAGGAAAUCCCAGCUGAGGAGGCCUCGCUGGAGCCAGAUGACGAGGUGCCCUACCCAGACCUGGCUCCAGUAGUCUUCUUCUGCAUCAGGCAGACCACCCGCCCUCGUUGUUGGUGCAUUAAGGUAGUGUGUAACCCGUGGUUCGAGCAUGUCAGCAUGUUAGUCAUCCUGUUGAACUGUGUCACUUUGGGAAUGUACCAGCCCUGUGAGGACGUGGACUGUUCCACCGACAGAUGUAAGAUAUUGCAGGCUUUUGAUGACUUCAUCUUUAUUUUCUUCGCCAUGGAGAUGGUGAUCAAGAUGGUUGCCUUAGGGAUCGUCGGGAAGAAGUGCUACCUUGGUGACACGUGGAAUCGCUUGGAUUUCUUCAUCGUCAUGUCCGGGAUGGUGGAGUACUCACUGGACCUUCAGAAUGUCAGCCUCUCUGCGAUCCGGACAGUCCGAGUUCUCCGCCCACUGAAAGCCAUCAACAGAGUACCCAGUAUGAGGAUCCUGGUCAACCUGCUGCUGGACACUCUCCCGAUGCUUGGAAACGUCCUUCUACUCUGCUUCUUUGUCUUUUUCAUCUUUGGAAUCAUCGGCGUGCAGCUGUGGGCUGGACUCCUGCGUAACCGCUGCUUCUUGGAAGAGAACCUGACCCUGUACAAUGGACUCUCUCUGCCCCUGUACUACCAUCCCGAGAAGGAUGAUGAAACGCCUUUCAUCUGCUCUCUGUCUGGAGAUAACGGCAUCAUGGGCUGUCACGAGAUCCCAGCACUGAGAGACAACGGGCAUGAAUGCUGCCUGGACAAGGAUGACUAUUACUACUAUGCUGCCUUGGGCCAGGAGCUCAACGUUACCGGGGGGUGUGUCAACUGGAACCGGUACUACACUGCCUGCCAAACUGGUGACAAGAACCCUCACAAAGGAGCCAUUAACUUUGACAACAUCGGCUACGCGUGGAUUGUGAUAUUUCAGGUUAUCACCCUGGAAGGUUGGGUUGAAAUCAUGUACUAUGUGAUGGACGCACAUUCCUUCUACAACUUCAUUUACUUUAUCCUACUAAUCAUUGUGGGCUCCUUCUUCAUGAUUAACCUCUGCCUGGUCGUCAUAGCCACGCAGUUCUCGGAGACGAAGCAGCGGGAGCACCAGCUGAUGCAGGAGCAGCGGGCCCUCUAUUUCUCGACCAGCACGCUGGCCAGCUUUGCCGAGCCGGGCGACUGCUACGAGGAGAUCUUCCAGUACGUGUGCCACAUCCUGCGCAAGGCCAAGCGGCGGACGGCGGCGCUGUAUGCCAGCCUCCACUCCAGGAGCCAGGGCAGACGGCGGGCACCCACUGACCUCAGCAUCUGCCAGAACAAGUGCGGGCAUUACCACAUGCCAGAGGGUUUGGAAUACACGCCGUGCGCUAUUGUCCAGCCGAUCGCGCUGACCCUGACCUCGGACCCCGACCCCUGCCUGCAAUGCAACUGCGCCAAGCGGAAUCCGGCUACCAAUGCCGUUGAUCUAGCAGGGACCGAGGCAGGAGAGGCAGCAAAAGACAGGGAGCUGAAGACCAGCGGCAGAGGAGCGAAGGAAAGCGAGGUGAACUGGUGCGUCGGCUUGUGGACAGAGGUGCGAUGUAAACUGACCAGCAUCGUGGAGAGCAAGUACUUCAACCGAGGAAUCAUGAUAGCGAUACUGAUCAACACCAUUAGUAUGGGCAUCGAGCACCAUGAGCAGCCAGAGGAGCUGACAAAUGUCUUGGAGAUUAGCAAUAUCGUAUUUACCAGCAUGUUUGCCCUGGAGAUGAUUCUCAAGCUCACUGCAUUUGGUUUCUUCAACUACCUGAGGAACCCUUAUAACAUUUUCGAUGGUAUCAUCGUCAUCAUCAGCGUCUGUGAAAUCGUGGGCCAGUCGGACGGGGGCCUCUCUGUGCUGCGCACCUUCCGUCUCCUGCGAGUGCUGAAGCUGGUGAGAUUCAUGCCAGCUCUGCGCCGCCAGCUGGUGGUCCUGAUGAAGACGAUGGAUAACGUGGCCACCUUCUGUAUGCUCCUGAUGCUCUUCAUCUUCAUUUUCAGCAUUCUGGGAAUGCACAUCUUCGGCUGUAAAUUUAGCCUCAAGACUGACGGUGGAGACACUGUUCCUGACAGGAAGAACUUUGACUCACUUCUCUGGGCGAUCGUCACGGUAUUCCAGAUCCUGACUCAGGAGGACUGGAAUGUCGUGCUUUACAACGGAAUGGCUUCCACCUCGCCUUGGGCUGCUUUGUACUUUGUCGCGCUCAUGACAUUUGGCAACUACGUGCUCUUCAACCUUCUAGUCGCUAUCUUGGUGGAGGGCUUUCAGGCAGAGGGGAAUGCCAACAAGUGGGAUUCUGAGGAAGAACGGACUUCAACUAACUAUGAAGACUGUGAGAAGAUAAAAGAAAUGCAAUAUUUAUCAGAGGUGAAAGGAUGCUCAAUUACAAUGACCCCCAAUGGGCACUUGGACCUGGCGCCCCAGAACCAAUCAAUAGGAUCAGGAAUCAUAACCUCAUCGAGGACUUCUCUACAGCCGGAAAACUUCCGGAGCUUCACGGGAUCCAGGAAGAGCAGCAUAACCUCACUGACAAGGGUCAACUUCGAUCAGAAAUCACUGCCUAGCCUGCGGAGCUCACACUACCUCCCCUGGAGCAGUCGGAGGGCCAGCUGGAACAGCGUGGGCCGCGCCUCCAGCCUGAAGCGGAACCUCCACUCCGGUGAGCACGAGUCGCUGCUCUGCUCCGAGGGCCGUAAGACCUCCUCCGGUGGCCCCGACGACCUCCGGGCCGAAGCAGUCAACGGCUCGAGCCUGGUGCACCGCCGGGCCCUCUCCCUGGACACCAAGGGUUCCAGCGACCUGCCCGAACUCCUGCAGGUGCCCAUCGUGCAGGCCUCGGCGAGGAAGAACAGCCUGGCCACUGUCACCGUUGACCACCGAGGCUCCAACGGGAAAGGCCCCCACGUUGUGAAGGAGGUCUUCCCCAAGAUGAACAGCAGGAAGGAGAGGAGCGUUUACGAUGAGGAGAUUGACUAUAGUCUCUGUUUCCGAAUUCAGAAGAUGAUAGAGAUUUACAAGCCAGACUGGUGUGAGACAAGGGCAGACUGGUCGGUCUACCUGUUCUCCCCACAGAAUAGGUUCCGCCUGAUGUGUCAAAUGAUCAUUGCCCACAAGCUCUUCGAUUACAUCGUCCUAGCUUUCAUCUUCCUCAACUGCAUCACGGUUGCACUGGAGAGACCCGAGAUUGACCAGGGAAGCACAGAGCGAAUCUUCUUGAGUGUUUCCAACUACUUCUUCACCGCCAUUUUUGUUGCAGAAAUGACCCUAAAGGUCGUCUCUCUGGGGUUUUACUUUGGCAAUGAAGCAUACCUGAGAAGCAGCUGGAACAUUCUGGACGGAUUCCUGGUCUUUGUCUCCCUCAUUGACAUAGUCGUGUCCCUGGCCUCUGCAGGAGGAGCCAAGAUCUUGGGCGUGCUCCGGGUGCUAAGGCUUCUCCGUACCCUGCGUCCCCUCAGGGUCAUUAGUCGAGCACCAGGCUUGAAGCUGGUUGUUGAAACCCUUAUUUCCUCCCUAAAGCCGAUCGGGAACAUCGUCCUCAUUUGCUGCGCUUUCUUCAUUAUCUUUGGGAUUCUGGGAGUCCAGCUCUUCAAAGGCAAGUUUUACUACUGCCAGGGUCACGAUACUCGCAAUGUCACCAACAGGUCAGACUGUUUGUUGGCAAACUACAAGUGGAUGCAUCACAAGUAUAACUUUGACAACCUCGGACAGGCCCUGAUGUCUCUCUUUGUGCUCGCUUCGAAAGAUGGCUGGGUCAACAUCAUGUACCAUGGGCUGGACGCCGUGUCCAUUGACCAGCAGCCCAUCAUCAACCACAACCCCUGGAUGCUGCUCUACUUCAUCUCCUUCCUGCUGAUCGUCAGCUUCUUCGUGCUCAACAUGUUCGUUGGCGUGGUGGUGGAGAACUUCCACAAGUGCCGCCAGCACCAGGAGGCCGAGGAGGCGAGGAGGCGGGAGGAGAAACGCCUGCGGAGGCUGGAGAAAAAGCGCAGGAAAGCCCAGCGGCUGCCCUACUACGCUGCCUACUCUCCGGUCCGACUCUUCAUCCACACCUUGUGCACCAGCCAUUACCUGGAUCUCUUCAUUACUUUCACCAUCUGCAUCAACGUGGUGACCAUGUCGCUGGAACAUUACAACCAGCCCAAGUCUCUGGAGGUCGCUCUCAAGUACUGUAACUACAUGUUCACCACCGUCUUUGUGCUGGAAGCAAUUCUCAAGCUCGUGGCUUUCGGAUUGCGGAGGUUCUUCAAGGACAGGUGGAACCAGCUCGAUUUGGCCAUUGUUCUGCUCUCAGUCAUGGGGAUUACACUGGAGGAGAUUGAGAUCAGUGCAGCCCUUCCCAUUAACCCCACCAUCAUCCGGAUCAUGAGAGUUCUCCGGAUCACCAGAGUGCUGAAGUUGCUGAAGAUGGCCACUGGGAUGAGAGCCCUCCUGGACACCGUAGUGCAGGCUCUACCUCAGGUGGGAAACCUUGGGCUCCUCUUCAUGCUUCUGUUCUUCAUCUAUGCCGCUCUAGGAGUUGAGCUGUUUGGUAAAUUAGUUUGCGAUGAGGACCAUCCGUGUGAAGGAAUGAGCCGCCACGCCACCUUCGAGAAUUUCGGGAUGGCGUUCCUGACGUUGUUCCAGGUGUCAACUGGAGAUAACUGGAAUGGGAUAAUGAAGGAUACGCUCCGCGACUGCUCCAGCGAUGACCGGAGCUGCCUCAGCAACCUCCAGUUCAUCUCGCCGCUCUACUUCGUGAGCUUCGUGCUGACGGCCCAGUUUGUGCUGAUCAACGUGGUGGUCGCGGUCCUCAUGAAGCACCUGGACGACAGCAACAAGGAGGCCCUGGAGGACGCGGAGCUGGACGCGGAGAUCGAGAUGGAGCUCGCCCAGGGUCUGUGCGGGCCGCCGGCGAGCCCUUCUGCCUCCGGGACUGUCCCCGCACCGGACAGCGGCCACAAGAGGAAAGGCGAGAGGCGGGAUCCAGGAAAACACAUCUCGCCCGCACAGGAGAAUCUGUGGCUGGACAGUGUCUCCCUGAUCAUACGGGACACCUGCGAGAGUGAACUCCUGAUGAUCGACAGCCUCUCUGGAUCCAUCUUCCAUCAUUACUCAUCAUCUCCCACCUGCAGGAACUGCCAGCACGACAAGCAAGAGGUUCUCCUCGCAGAGACAGAAGCGUUCUCGCUGACCUCCGACUUCCUCUCCGACAAAUCAUCUUCUGUCGUCUUGGCUGAUGACUUGAGUUCAGACGAGAGCGGGCCUCAGCUGACAGCCAGAGAAUAUGAGGAGAAGGAAGGAACAGAUAGUCACGACCUUGCUGAGAAUGACAGCUCAAAUAUGUUAACGGUGAAGGAAACAGCGAUUUACAGAACAGCAUCGCUGCCAAACAACAGUUACACUUCACAAGCUGAGAAUACGGCUUUGGGCCAAGCUUUUACCACGACACAGUCAGGGCCCACAGAGCAGAUCGCUGUCACUCCUCCCCAGGAGCCUUCUGGCUCUUCUUGUCUUCAGUUUACCAGCGGGAUUUUCCACCCAGUGGCUCCCUCGCCCACAGCCCAAGACAGCAACAGCCAGCCUCUCAAGAUCCCUUCCUCUGGUUCCUGGACCUCGCUGCAGUCUCCAACCCUGACCUGGUCCCUGCAGAGGCAGGUCGCCAUCUGUGACGCCUCGCUGAGCGACGAGUCGGUGGACAGCCUGCACACGAUGCUGGAGGACGGCCUGAGAAUUACUGUGUCGCCUCAGGACCCGCUGCCCCUCCCAGCGGUCUGCACGGUCCCUCCCCCUCAAGGAACCGGCCCCUCCUUCCUGCCUCCCCCUCGGGAGAACAGCAGCCAACACUGGCGGGUCCUCGGGCUCCAGAAGCUGAGGGGCCACCACCGGAGUCAGAGCAGUGGGGGCAGCACGAGUCCUGGGUGCACCUACCAGGACUCCAUCGAGCCCUCUGAUGAGGAGGGGCUCGCCCACUCUCUGAGAACCAACAGCGAACACUCAGAGACACUUAGUAGCCUCUCUCUGACCUCCCUCUUCUCUCCCUCACCAUCCCCGCCCACUCCAAUCAAAAAAUAUAAUAGCACAGGCACUUUGGAUGCAGUCUCCAAAGGGAGAGACGCCAAACAGUUUUAUAACAUUGACCAGCAAGGGUUCUUAACGGCCCCCUCCUGGGUCUCCGACCUCUGCAGAAACAACCUUCCAGCCGCCAGUUUGGAAGGUCGACGCCCUGACCAAGAGAUGGGGACUGAGGGCUUUAAAGUAGCACACGGCCAGACAACUACCCAGGUCCAGUCCAGGAAUGAGUGCAACACUGCAAUGCAAAAGAAGAAAAGAUGAGUUUAUGGCACCACAUGCGUGUAUUUUUUUUAAAGAAAACAAGCAAACUGGUCGAAACACUUGAUUUACCUCAUCACGCAAGAGUUACGGAGUCUGGCUAUCACGUGCUGUUUGUGUGCACCUAAAAGGAUUUUUUUUAGAGAAAAAAAAGGUCGCAUUAAUUCAACUCUCGGUGUGUGGGUGGCCCGCAAAGCCUAGGUUGCAAAAAUGUUUUCUCUUCAGUUCUGUUCUCCUCUCAACUUCCAAAAACUCAACGACGAAUGUAACGCUACUUGACAAAACAGUUGCUAAGAUCCAAAUGAGAAUGUGCGAAAAUGUGUGCAGGUUGUAAGAAAUCUCUGCA
Molecule: messenger RNA, 7112 nt
Organism: Mobula hypostoma (lesser devil ray)
Lineage: Eukaryota; Metazoa; Chordata; Chondrichthyes; Myliobatiformes; Myliobatidae
Product: voltage-dependent T-type calcium channel subunit alpha-1I-like
Exons: 37
Coding region: 293-6769 (2158 amino acids)
Biological process (GO): calcium ion import; membrane depolarization during action potential; positive regulation of calcium ion-dependent exocytosis
Cellular component (GO): voltage-gated sodium channel complex; neuron projection; plasma membrane
Molecular function (GO): voltage-gated sodium channel activity; low voltage-gated calcium channel activity
Source: RefSeq, a predicted model, not a curated record